Messenger RNA from Arabidopsis lyrata subsp. lyrata, 1583 nucleotides. RefSeq names its product beta-galactosidase. The transcript is spliced from 2 exons. Lineage: Eukaryota; Viridiplantae; Streptophyta; Magnoliopsida; Brassicales; Brassicaceae. The record is from RefSeq and is a predicted model, not a curated record. Gene Ontology annotation, molecular function: carbohydrate binding. The coding region runs from base 620 to 1087 and encodes 155 amino acids.
GAAUAUAAUUGUGAAAUUUAGAGGUGUAUCUGAAUUAAUUUUGACCUAUAAUUUCGAAAUCAUUUAUUUCAUACGUAUUUACUUGACAAUAGAAUUAUCACUAGUUGGGUGGGAAUGUAAGAACACAAAUGAACUUUCAUGAGAUACAUAUUAAACAUACGUACUUUCAUAUUCUGGCCUUUAUACAACAACAAAUCAAUUAGCAGAGGAAAAAAUCUAAAGACCAAUUAACAUAUAUUUAUGAAACAAAUUAAUCGCACGUCUAUGAAAAUUUAAAAUGUUGUUAAUUUUUUUUUCUUCCCUGGAGAUGUAAAUCUAUUAAUAAGUAAUCGUGGAAAAAGUCAACAUGAAUGUCUUUCACCAAACUCCUCCGAAAACCAAGAAAAACAAGAGAAUGGAAAACUAUAGAACUACAAAUUGAGAGGAAAUUUCGUGGCCACAUUUAAAUCCAAUUAUCCAAUAUAGAAUUACAAACGAAUUUGCCUCUCCAAAGUUUGAUUAAUCCAAGUUUAACAAAAAAAAAAAAAAGUAAAAAAGAAGAAGUUAAAUAUACCUAUAUAUAAGUAGUCUGUACUUAAACAUUUUUGAUACCUUGAUUAUGAGAACAUAAACAAACUAAAUGGAUACUUUACAUUGUCGUCAUAAUCAUGGCUUCAUUUUGAUUCUUCUUCUAUUUCAUUCAUCUCUGUUUAGUUUAGCUUCAAAGAUCGAUGUUUCUGAUGAUGCACGAGGCAUCAGAAUCGACGGUGACCAGAAACGUUUUCUCACUAAUUCUCCUCAACAUGGCAAGGAACAUGUAGCGUGUACGAAUGAAGAACCUGAUCUCGGUCCUCUGACGCUUAUUUCUUGCAACGAACCUGGAUAUGUUAUUACAAAGAUCAAUUUCGCUGAUUAUGGCAAUCCCAGUGGUACAUGUGGACACUUUAGACACGGCAAUUGCGGUGCACGAGCUACCAUGAGGAUCGUCAAAAAGAAUUGUCUUAAAAAAGAAGAGUGUUACCUUUUGGUUACGGAUGAGAUGUUUGGUCCGAGCCACUGCAAAGGAGCUCCUAGGCUCGCUGUUGAAACCACUUGUACACUAGCUUAGGUUUCAUCAAAUAUAUUGCCUAUAUAUAGAGAUUUCUGAAAGUGUUUUAUUUUCUUUCCAUCUUUUCUCGUUUUGGUCAAGCAGUGGUUUCUCGUUCCUUUGAUUAUGUUUCAAGUGCUUAUACAUAAUCAACAUAUACUAGUCAUGCUUUUGUUUAAACACACUUUUACUUUGCUUCAGUUAUUUAAUUUUUUUUUUUUUUUUUUUUAUUUUAAAUUUCCAUUAAAAAACCAAAGGGGAACAUACAAGGCCAAAAGGCCAACAAAGGCACGCAGGCCCAACAUACGAGGCAAAAGCCGAAAAAAGGGCACGCAGGCCCCAAAUUACAAGGGCAAAGCCCAAAGCCAGGCACGCAGGCCCCAAAUUCAGUUAUUUAAUUGUUUUGAGUAUAAUCUCUCAGACUCAUUGUAUGAGCCGAUGUACCGAUAUCGAUGGUCGACAUGAGCGAUCAUAUAUAUGGGGAUUGGAAGUUGAUUUUUUUUUUGGAUUAAGUUCA